GCGCCGCCAGUUUGGCCACUCCAUUACAUUCUCUAAUUUAAUGGCUUAUUCGAUAAUCAACAUGGUGUUGGUCUUCACCUUUUCUCCCAUCAGUUACGAGCUGGGUUCUAGCCUAUCCCCAAAUGGAAUUUUUGAGGAGAUUGAUGAUAAUUUGACACUUGAAGAGCUUAAUCAUCCAACAAUGAUAUUGAUACUUAUUAUUUCCAUCUUGAUUGUCCUGCAUAGAUAACAAUGCGAGGCAACUAUCUAGUGCACUGGAGGGAAAACAAUGGUUUUGACGAUGUGUUUGGAGGUUUCAUGAUGGAACCACCCCCGUUCCUGAAUUUAAAAUGAUAAGUCAUUCUUAUCCCUGUAAUGAAGGCUAUGUGAUCCUUGAAGACUAAGACAUAUCUUAAUUUAGGAUAGUUGGUUGAGAAACAUUAAAAGACUGACAUUGGAUCCGUUUUUGAGGGAUGAGCUCACGAACCUUCUCUAACAAAGGGUGAUUGUUUCUGAUGGGUUUGUUACGUUUUGUUAUCAACGAUUGCUUGCGGGUUAGGACAUUUUGCUCUACAGGUAUUGCAAUGGUGCACAAGAGUGGUGCCUAGGCCCGCAAGAGACGAUGCACAUAUUUCAACUAUAAUAUCAAGUUUUUGGAUCACACAUUUUUUGCUCUACAGGUAUUGCAAUGGUGCACAAGAGUGGUGCCUAGACCCGCAGGAGACGAUGCACAUAUUUCAACUAUAAUAUCAAGUUUUUGGAUCACACAUUUUGUCUAUGUCUUUGCUUUGUCAGAUGGAGGAGGAGAUAGUGUUUCUUUUCUUCAUAGGCUGCCAAUUCGCAAAUCAAGUGUGGACAACUUCGGAUCUUGGCUGGUACACACUUAAAAUUUCUAGUUUUGUACUGUGGCUUGAGAAACUUUUUAGGCCUUUUGAUUUGCAUGACCAGGCGGGUCUAGCAUUGCACACUGUGUGGACAAUUUGGGGUGCCACCUUAGGCUAGCUUCGUGAAGGUUAAUGUUGGACUUGGCGAGUCCAUAUGCUUGGUUGAUGGAGAGGUGCGAGUGGGCUUUCUUUCUCGUGAUGACCUUGGGGGCUUCAUGCACAUCAAAGAAUAUGUCUGUUAGAGGCAACUAUGGCCCAAGGGAAACGGAGGUAUUAGCAGUAAAAAAGGCUCUUAGCUGGAUCAAAUCAAAAGGUUGGACGCAGGUGGAGGUUGAAACUCGUUGCAACGACGUUGCGGAUGUGCUUAAUAAUUCUUCACAAGAUUGGUUUUCUCUUCAAUAAUUGGUGAUUAUAAACCCUUGUGUUAUGUGGGAGGCUCUUUUUUC
Cuscuta campestris is the source of this 1309-nucleotide messenger RNA. The record is from the annotation of a GenBank genome assembly. Lineage: Eukaryota; Viridiplantae; Streptophyta; Magnoliopsida; Solanales; Convolvulaceae.